Olea europaea var. sylvestris is the source of this 2601-nucleotide messenger RNA. Its product is annotated as diphthine--ammonia ligase. The transcript is spliced from 12 exons. Gene Ontology annotation, molecular function: diphthine-ammonia ligase activity. The record is from RefSeq and is a predicted model, not a curated record. NCBI's taxonomy places the organism in Eukaryota, Viridiplantae, Streptophyta, Magnoliopsida, Lamiales, Oleaceae. Gene Ontology annotation, biological process: protein histidyl modification to diphthamide. The coding region runs from base 99 to 2330 and encodes 743 amino acids.
UGUCAUCUGUCUUAAGAGGAAAAUAAAAAAUAAGAAAUUCAUUCCCUUCUAAAACCCUGGUAAGCUGGUGCUUGCCUGUCCGAUUCCGGCUAGCGACGAUGAAGGUGGUGGCGUUAGUCAGCGGCGGAAAGGACAGCUGCUAUGCCAUGAUGAAAUGCCUCCAGUAUGGCCACAAGAUAGUGGCGCUCGCAAAUUUGUUGCCGGCUGAUGAUGAACAAGAUGAGCUUGAUAGCUACAUGUAUCAGACAGUAGGACACCAAGUAGUUAUUAGCUAUGCAAAAUGUAUGGGGAUUCCAUUAUUUCGUAGGCGAAUUCAAGGAUCUACCAGGCAUCAGGGCCUUAGCUACAGCACGACCCCUGGUGAUGAAGUUGAAGAUAUGUUUAUCCUCUUAAGUGAAGUAAAAAAACAGAUACCCUCUGUUUCAGCAGUCUCCUCUGGUGCAAUUGCAUCCGACUAUCAAAGGUUGCGCGUGGAAAGUGUAUGUUCAAGAUUAGGGCUUGUUUCUUUGGCUUAUCUAUGGAAGCAAGAUCAGUCAUAUCUCCUUCAACAAAUGAUAAGCUGUGGGAUUGUUGCCAUUAUAGUAAAGGUUGCAUCAAUUGGGUUGCACCCUUCAAAACACUUGGGAAAGGAAAUAGAACACUUGGAGUCCCAUCUUCACAAGCUAAAAGAGUUGUAUGGAGUAAAUGUAUGUGGUGAAGGGGGUGAAUACGAAACAUUAACUCUUGACUGUCCACUCUUUAAAAAUGCUCGAAUUGUGCUAGAUAAAUUUCAAGUCGUUUUACAUUCGUCAGAUCACAUAGCUCCUGUUGGGGUCCUUCAUCCCUUGGCCUUCCAUUUAGAGAAAAAACUGGAUUCUGCGUCUCCAAGUGACAUUGGUGGUAGUAAUGAGGUCACUGUGGAGGAAAUGGAUUCAGUAUAUGAAGUAUCGGGGGACUGGAAAAAUCUUGGUGAAGCCCCAAUACGGAAAGUUGGAUUAAUUUCUAAUUUAAAACCAGACAUAAAUCAAAGACUCCGCAUCUCCAAAUCCAAGAAGGAUGGCACCUUUUCCAUCUCUUGUUGGCUGCAAGAUGCCUGUAACACAUCAGGAGAUUUGCGGGAGGAUCUGGAAGCGGUUUUGAUGAAAAUUGAAUUGCUGCUUGUGGAAUACAAUUGCUCUUGGGAGAAUGUUCUUUAUAUUCAUUUAUAUGUUGCCAACAUGAAUGACUUUUCUGUAGCGAAUGAAACAUACGUGAAAUUUAUUACUCAGGAGAAAUGUCGCUAUGGUGUACCAUCACGUUCUACAAUUGAACUUCCUUUGAUGCAAGUUGGUUUGGGGAGGGCAUAUGUUGAAGUCUUGGUAUCAGAUGGUCACACAAAAAAUGUCUUGCAUGUUCAAAGUAUUUCUUGUUGGGCUCCUAGUUGUAUUGGACCAUACAGCCAGGCAACCUUGCACAAGGAUGUUUUGUACAUGGCUGGCCAGUUGGGACUUGACCCCCCAACAAUGUUGCUUUGUAAUAGAGGUCCUGCCUUUGAGCUUCAACGAGCACUAGAGCACUGCGAAGCCGUGGCAAAGUGCUUCAACUGUUCGAUUUCUACAUGUGCUCUACUCCUGGUGAUUUAUUGCUCAGAAUCUUUGAAUAAAUCAGACUGUGUUGCCAUUGACCAUCAGCGGGAUGAAUUUCUUGCGCCAGUAAAGGUAUGCUUAGACAGUGGAAGCAGGUCGGACAUGUGUGAAGUUCUUCGUCCCACCAUUUUAUGUGUUCUUGUUCCUGAUCUGCCAAAAAGAGCUUCUGUGGAAAUAAAGCCCAUACUUUACACUGGAGAGAAUGUGGACACUCCAACUGAUGUUAUUAAGCAAGAGUUAUCUAUAGGACAAACGUUCUGGGGAUUUCAUCACGAAAAAUGGCAUGACAGUUGUAUUCAAAAGUGUAUCGUUUAUGGAAGAAUAUGUUCAGCAGUUGUAUCAGUUACACAGGAAAUUGCUGCAAAAAUCUGUUACGAGAUUAAAAAUGCUGCUUAUGAUCCGCAAAGCAGAGUUGUUAGUGAAGCAGGAAUUGGCAGAAUCGCAGAAUUCUGCAUUUAUGUGAUAGACCAAGUUCUCAUUGAGAACAUAUUCUCAUGGGGUGAUGUAUUGACUCUGAGGAUCUAUUACUCAACAAGUCUUCAAAUCUCUUAUGAAACACUGUCAACAAUCUUUAACCGUGCAUUCAACGAGUUUGGCCAAAUGAGCAGUCGAGUUGACAUUGAUAAAGGGCCAUUUUUCAACCUUGUUCCUGUCUUGGGUUCUGGGAGAACUGCUACACUUAUGGAUGAUAUACUUACCUGUGAACUGUAUGCCCAAAAAUUUUAGCUCUGAUUGUGCCUGGAUAUCGAUACACGCGGAAACACAAGGGCCGGCAUCGACACACAUGCCUAUUAUUUCCAUUCUAAUUAUUGCUAGUCUAUUCUCCUAUAGUCCUAUUCACGGGGUAAACUUAUAUUUCUUCGCUUAUGAUUCUAUUAUAGAUUCUUUGUUAUUGUAACAAUAGCUUGGUUAUUUUCCUGCUACAAAUAUGGAGACGAUGUUAUUUGGAUAAUUGUAGUCACGGUUUCAAAAAGUUCAAAUUUUUUUGUUGAUUUCA